Messenger RNA from Epinephelus fuscoguttatus (brown-marbled grouper), 2352 nucleotides. RefSeq names its product selenium binding protein 1 (gene selenbp1). The record is from RefSeq and is a predicted model, not a curated record. Bases 102 to 1520 code for a protein of 472 amino acids. The transcript is spliced from 12 exons. Gene Ontology annotation, molecular function: selenium binding; protein binding. Lineage: Eukaryota; Metazoa; Chordata; Actinopteri; Perciformes; Serranidae.
ACUCCACCCUCCCAGUUUUGUUCACAGUGGACCUGGUCUGAGUGAGUCCAGACCAGCUUACAGCAGGACCUGCAGGAUCUGAUCAGACCAGGCGCUCAAACAUGGCCAAGUGCUCAGGAUGUGGACCGGGGUACCGCAGCCCGUUGGACGCCAUGAAGGGUCCUCGGGAGGAGAUCGUCUACCUGCCCUGCAUCUACCGCAACACCAGCACACUGAAACCCGACUACCUUGCCACCGUUGACGUCGACCCAAAAUCCCCCACCUUCUGCCAGGUCAUCCACCGUCUGCCAAUGCCGAACCUUCGUGACGAGCUGCAUCACUCUGGCUGGAAUGCUUGCAGCAGCUGCUUCGGCGACGCCUCCAAGAAAAGAAACCGUCUGAUUCUCCCAUCACUCAUCUCCUCCAGAGUCUACGUAGUCGACGUUGGGACAAAUCCCAGGGCACCACAGAUCCACAAAAUGGUGGAGCCUGUCGACCUGUACUGGAAGUGCGGCCUGGCAAACCCUCACACCACACACUGUCUGGGCAGCGGUCAGAUUAUGAUCAGCUGUAUAGGAGAUCCAUCUGGCAACGGCAAAGGUGGUUUCGCCCUGCUGGACGGUGAGACGUUCGAGGUGAUCGGUAACUGGGAGCAGCCAGGUGAAGCAGUACCCUUUGGAUAUGACUUCUGGUAUCAACCUCGACACAAUGUGAUGAUCAGCACUGAAUGGGGUGCACCCAAAGCUCUGGUUAAUGGUUUUAAUCCUGCCCAUGUCAAAGAGGGACUCUACGGCAGCUCCAUCCAUGUUUGGGACUGGACCACCCACAAGAAGCUGCAGACGCUCGAUCUGGGUGAGGAGGGUGCUAUUCCCCUCGAGAUCCGAUUCCUCCAUGACCCCGAUGCCACGGAGGGCUACGUGGGAUGUGCUCUGCGGGGAACAGUCUUCAGAUUCUACAAAACAAAAAAAGGUGACUGGGCUGCAGAGAAGGUGAUCAGUGUUCCCAGUAAGAAGGUCGAGGGAUGGGCACUGCCUGAGAUGCCUGGUUUGAUCACAGACAUCUUGAUCUCAUUGGACGACCGUUAUCUCUACUUCAGUAAUUGGCUCCACGGUGACAUCAGACAGUAUGACAUCACAGACAGGAGGAACCCAAGACUGGUCGGCCAGGUGUUUGUGGGAGGAUGUAUCGUCAGUGAUGGUCCAGUUAAAGUCCUGGAAGAUCCCGAGAAACAGCCGCAGCCCCACCCCCGCUUCAUCAAGGGGAAGCGUGUCCCUGGAGGUCCUCAGAUGCUGCAGUUGAGUUUAGACGGUCGGAGACUUUAUGUAACAACAUCUCUUUACAGCGGCUGGGACAAACAGUUCUACCCCGACAUGAUCAAAGAGGGCUCGGUGAUUAUGCAGAUCGAUGUGGACACCGCUAAUGGAGGUCUGACCCUGAAUGAAAACUUCCUGGUGGAUUUCGGUAAAGAACCCGACGGUCCAGUUCUCGCCCACGAGGUUCGAUAUCCUGGAGGAGACUGUACGUCCGACAUCUGGCUGUAGGAUCAUCAAGAGGGGAAAUGUAAAUACUCCCUGUCAGCAUCUGAAGUACAGUCAUCAUUCUAGACUGAUCGAUCAAUGCAGCCUCAGAAAUCACAUUUAAUCACUUCUAAAGGACGAAGUCAGAAAAUGAUGUUUCUGUAUUUAAUUUCAUAUUCAGACAAUAUUACACAAUCAAACUGUCUUUGUGGUUGAAGUGCUUUAUAGAUGAUUAGUACUCUGUUAUUAACUCGUCAAAUAUAAACUACAGGACAAUCUGCACACAAUUAAACACAAAUUUGAUUUAAAAAAACAAUAAAAACACAUAAAACAGGAGUCGACAACCUGCGUCUCUUCAGCUCCACUCCAGUGACCCAGCUGAGAAUCUUUAAUUAUUAUAUUAAUUCCAACUAUAACAACAGUUCAAACCCCAAACCUUUAGUGUGAUAUUAAUAUCAGUAAUAUAGUGUCAUAAUAUUCUUGACUCUGUAGUGUCAUCCUGUUAUCAUUCCUUCAGUGUCAUAUUACUAAAGUUGUGGCUUGCCAACUUUCCUCCUGCUGCGUGUGACGUUUCUAUGGAUACAGGUGACACAGGUGAAGUGAGCGUGACGAGAUAACAAACGGACCAAUCAGCUGUCAGCCUGAGACUCAGGGUGUUUCCUGUCAGUUGGUAAUGAUCCAUAUAUAUAUAUACAUAUAUAUGUAUGUAUACUCAUGUAUUUACAGUUAAUCCAUGAACCGACCAGUUUGACUGUAACUGACCUGCUGUGACCUCAGUCAUGUUCCUGUCCGCUGCAGCGCCCCCUGCUGCUCACUGUUAACUCGUGAUUGUUUAAUAAAGUUCUCUUUGAACAGU